AUGUCUGCGCAAACGAUGCCCUCGGCCGCGAGGCAGCCUGCGGGCCAGGCUAACGGCGUCCCGGUCGAGCUUAUGUUCAAGCAGAUCAUGGAGGCGGUCCACAACUCGCAUCUCGAAAUCGCGGAGCUGCGCUCGGAGUGCCAUGAGCUGAGACAGGCGAACGCGAGCCUGGAGCGGAUGCUACGGGAAGGACUGUUCAACAACGGUUCAAGAGCAGUCACACCCGGCUUCGUAACUCCUGUACCAGGCAGUCCUCAACUGCGAGCCAAGUCCCCGUUCCUUAGCCCAGGAUCCAUCACCACCCUAGCCGUCCCCCCACAAAUCUACGUACCCUCCCCCCUGUCCGACCACGCCCUCACGAACGCAUUCCCCUUCGGCAUCCGUGAGAUCCCCGGCUUCUAUGUCGUCAUCCCCGCCGGUGGUGCGGGAACACGCCUGUGGCCACUGUCGCGCGAGGAACACCCAAAAUUCCUGCUUGACCUAACGCUCAAGGGCCGCUCGCUCAUCCAGGCGACGUGGGAUCGUCUCCUCCCGCUCACGUCCGCGGCACGCACGACGAUCGUCGCGGGCCCGGCGCACGUCAAGAGCAUCCACGAGCAGCUGCCGGACCUCCUCCAGCACAACCUCUUCUGCGAGCCGAGCGCAAAGGACUCGAUGGCCGCCAUCGGCCUCGCCGCGGCGGUGCUCGCGCGGCGCGACCCGAACGCCGUCAUCGGCUCGUUCGCCGCGGACCACAUGAUUUCCGGCGACGACGCGUUCCUGUCCGCCGUCGCGGAGGCGGUCGACGUCGCGCGCAAGGACUACCUCGUCACGAUCGGUAUCGCGCCGUCGCACCCGUCGACCGGGUUCGGGUACGUCCGCCUAGGCGAGAAGCUCGGCUUCCCCGAGGCCCCGAACGCGCGGCUCGUGUCGAGCUUCAAGGAGAAGCCGGAUGCGCGCACCGCUGCGGCGUACAUCAAGACCGGUUCGUACCGCUGGAACGCGGGUAUGUUCGUCACGAAGGCGGCGUUCCUGAUGCAGCUCCUCAAGGAGUACAAGCCCGAGCUGCACGACGGCCUCCAGCGGAUCGCACAGUGCUGGGACGACGAGAAGCUCAGGCAGAGGGUGCUCGAAGAGACGUGGCCCGGCCUCGAGAAGAUCGCUAUCGACCACGCGGUGGCUGAGCCUGCUGCGCUAGACAGGAGGGUCGCCGUCGUUCCCGCUACUUUCGGUUGGGACGAUGUUGGAGACUUCUCGUCCCUUGCUGACCUCCUCCCUGCGGAGUCGAACCAGCCCCGUAUUCUUGGAGACGCCUCGCUCGUGCUUACCGAGCAGGCUGCGGGUGGUAUCGUGGUGCCCGGCUCUGGCAGACUGGUCUCGCUACUUGGUGUCGACGAUCUGGUGAUUGUCGACAUGCCCGACACGCUGCUUGUCACCACGCGUGCCCGUUCGCAGGAGGUGAAGCGGCUCGUGAAGAAGUGCAAGGAUGCGGGCUUCAAACACUUGCUCUAA
This is a messenger RNA of Rhodofomes roseus, 1491 nucleotides long. RefSeq names its product mannose-1-phosphate guanylyltransferase. The transcript has 5 exons. Gene Ontology annotation, molecular function: mannose-1-phosphate guanylyltransferase (GTP) activity. Gene Ontology annotation, biological process: GDP-mannose biosynthetic process. NCBI's taxonomy places the organism in Eukaryota, Fungi, Basidiomycota, Agaricomycetes, Polyporales, Fomitopsidaceae. The coding region runs from base 1 to 1491 and encodes 496 amino acids. The record is from RefSeq and is a predicted model, not a curated record.